ACAGGAUAGACCUGUCGGCGGUGAUCAGCUACCGAUGGAGUGAUGAGACUAUGUAUAAGAAGAUGUCUCCGGAUGCCCAAGCGCCACGUUGCUACAAGAUUCGCCUCCUGGACAACGAGGGCUUCGACUGGACCGUGACGAUGGUGGAGCCGAUGCUCGAGGGGAUGGUGCAGGCACUGGAUGGCAGGAGCCAAGAAUAUGUCUGGAUGGACCAGUUCUCGAUACCUCAGGAACGCGCUGAUCCCGCGCAUGAUUGGCCUCUUUUCUUCCGGGGGCAUCGUCGUGGCGUUCAACAACACAGGGGACUCAAGGAUCUUGGAGCAAGAUUGGUAUGAGAGGCGCUUGUGGUGUGUGCAGGAGUACUCGUUUCCAGAGAGCAUCGUCAUCCAAGACAUCAGCAACCGAGGAGGGGGAGGGCGCGAGGAGGAGAUCUCGAUGAAACGCAAGAGGUUCAACCAGCUCUGGUUCAGAUUGACCGAGCGCAUCCGCUCCAGCCAAGUCGUGGACGAGCGGGAGGAGGGCAAGGCGCUGAAGAUCCUGCUCGAUUGGGACCACACCUCCAGCAACUUCCCUGGAGACGUCCAGCUGAGGGUGUCAAAGAUUGGAGCUGAAGACUACCUCGCCAACGCCAGGAAGCUAAGCGCGUCGAAUCGCAACGACGUGCUGCCGGCACUGGCACAGGCUUGGUUUGGGAUCAUCAUGACUAGAGAAGAGACAAAAUUACAGCUGGUAGUUUCCAUCAUCCGCGCCUUCUUCGAGACGAGCGGAGAGCUUCUUCUCGACGUCAUCUUGAACCAAGAGGCUGCUGCUGGCGUGCUGCCUUCCUCCGGAACCAUGUGCGUCGAUCGCAUGCUCGCGGAUUUUCCCGCGGGCCUGGAGAAAGGGGAGGCGCAGCGUGUGCAGAUCUUGGGUGUGCAAACGACACAGGAGAGGCAGGACGGGCAGGCAGACUUGCAUGUGUUCACUGGAAGACUUGUGUCGCCUGCUGGGUUUGAGGAGUGGAGGACAAGCUUGCAGUGCAUCAGGGAGGCGACGAGCGUGGAGGAAGGCGGGAAAAAGUUCCGCUUGCUAAAGAUGACGGUCAGUGCGCAACACCCAUCGGAGCCUCGGAUAGGAGCAGAGGAGCUAAAUACAGUAGAAUUACAUGAGUUCGAAUGUUUGUAACAACCAGCCUUCCUAUC
This is a messenger RNA of Guillardia theta CCMP2712, 1181 nucleotides long. RefSeq lists its product as hypothetical. The transcript has 2 exons. Lineage: Eukaryota; Cryptophyceae; Pyrenomonadales; Geminigeraceae. Bases 181 to 1164 code for a protein of 327 amino acids. The record is from RefSeq and is a predicted model, not a curated record.